Messenger RNA from Porites lobata, 2716 nucleotides. The record is from the annotation of a GenBank genome assembly. Lineage: Eukaryota; Metazoa; Cnidaria; Anthozoa; Scleractinia; Poritidae.
AUGUGGAAAGUUUACUUUACUCUGGGAGUAAUUUCCAUUCAGCUCUGGACUAAGCUUAGGUAAGCAACAUUUAGAAGAUUUUGUCUCGACUUAAAAAAAUGUGCUAAAUCAAGCGUCAAAAUAGUGUCCCAUAUUUGGAUAAAAAUAUUUCAAAAGACUCUGCAUAGACCCUGAAUAGUGAUAUUUGCUAUCAAUUUAGAUGUAUUUUAAUACAUCGAAAUUAAAAAAAUUCAUUAUUGGCUCCAAGGCUUGAGGAAAUAAUAGUAAUAAUAACAAAAAAGAUAUCACGAUGAGAUUCAGUGUUGAAUAGUACAUGUCUUUUGAUUUAUUUCCCCUAACCUGUUAUUAUUGUGAAUUGUAAAUGAUAUUUUCUUUCCUUGCAUUUAAUGUAUAUAUAUAUUUUCUAUAUAGUUUUUAUGUAGUGUCAGCUCGAAGAUAUUAGCUUGUUAGCUACUCUAAAAUUCGAGUUUAAAUAAAGUUUUAUGUUAUGUUAUGUUAACCUUGGAUAAGGGGGUGUUUACAUGAGAAAACUCACACUGGUGCAAAUUUCAUACUGGGUUGACUUUUUGAUUUUGUAUCCCAUUUACAUGAUGACUGGGUCAUUUCAUAUCUUGUUAUUUGAAGGUACACUUCAUGUCAAUAAAAUAUAUGUGUGAUUUAAAGUUGCAAACAUUACGCAUGCGCUACCCAUUCCAGUGGACCGGAAAACCGAUUUCACACUGAAACGGGUAGCCGUUUUGUGUUUUCAUGAUACCAUUGCGAGAUUUCAUACUGGAGUGAAAUUUUCGCCCCAGUACAAUAACUGGGGUGAACUCACGCCAGGGUGACUCACACCGGCAGGACAGUUUGUGGUGGUAUCAUGUAAACAAAUGUAGAGCCAUGAGAGGGAACCGAAGUGAACUUGCUCCGGGGCAAAAGUCGCCCCAGUGUCAUGUAAACACCCCCUAAAACAUUGAAUUUCAAUAUAUCGAUAUUGAUCUAUUAAUAUGUACACCCUAAUUGCAGGGUAUAUGCAAAAGGUUUUAUCAGUUUUUGAAAGUCUUCCUGUUAUAAUUAUCCGGCAAUCCUGAUGCAUUUUAUGGCCUUAUCCUGAUCCCAAAUUCAUAGCUUACAGAGGGUACAGAUUUGCUUUACUGUAAAUGAUCUCUUGGCCCCUCAUGGUGUUUAUUUAAUUUUAGUGGUUCAAGUGGGGUGUUAAAUUGAUAGGAGGUGUUUAUAAGAGAGUGGCGUCUAUUCUCCAAUGUUAGCAAGCUCAACAAAAAUAAUAUGCUGUGGGUGAAAAUAUCAAGAGAGUUUAUAAAAAGCAGAAUAUCCAGUCCAUUUAGUGAUAUGUCUAGGCCAUCUAGAAAUCCAUACUUCUCUUCCAGAUCUCAAAUUUGAUGUCAGAACAUUCAGAGUAUUCUUAAAGACCCAGUGGUGGGUGGUCAGAAAUGAAUAGUAAUGCAUUCAUUUGGUUACAAUUUGUACAAAAUUAACUGUUUCCCUUGGGACUGCUCAUUAAUUGUUUUAUGUUCCUCUAAGAAUACAUAGGAAGGUAAAAUACAAAAACAGAACAAAAUUUUAAUCCUGGAUUUGCCCUGAUCGGCCAUUCAGGAACCAGACCUAUAGGAUUUUUUUUACUCUGGUUAAUGCAACAGAAAGGUACUCUUUCGAUUCCUUGUUGUCUUAAACCUGUUUGGCAAACCUUCUUUGCCUUCAUUUCUAUAUCUAAGCAGUCUCUUUCUUGUUUGCCCUUAACAUGCUAGGCUGGAAAUAGCAGCCUCCAUGAAGACAUCUCUUUUUCGCUGAAAUGGUUGCCAGUAACUAGUAAAAUGGUAAGGUGCUCAUCAGUUUUUCUUUACAAGUCUGUAAGCUGUAAGCUCCUGGUUAUGCUUGUGUUCUAACUUAAGGUAAUUCCCUUUUUUGCACUGCGCAACAUAUACUAUGCAUAACACUGCGAUUUGAAAGAUGGCCGUGAUUUUUAUCAGUUGCCUAAAAAGAGGUAACAGAGGUCCCUUUUGUAGUCCAAGUGCUUUUAAUAGUGAUUUUGAUAACUCUACCCAGCUAAAUAUGUGUUUGUCUUGAAACUCGCCCCAGUCCUUUUGUGCAAAAUGAUCAUUUGAAGCCAAAAUUGCCCCUUUGUCCUCUUUUUAUGAUGAAACAAAAACGGUGACUCCUCUUUUUUCAAUUUGUGUUUUUUUCUCAUUAUAGCUACUCAAAAAAUAUAUCCCUUUAAGGAACUUUGAUGUUUCUUUGUCACAUGUAAAAUUGUGGUGCAUCCUGCCAAAUUAAUAAAACUAUCCAAAACAAACCAGUUUAAUAUCACCGUACCAUUAUUGGUAAAAAUUUGGGGAAAUUAUUAAAUUUUCCUUCAGGAAGACCUUGCCAUAAGCUUUGCCUAAUAGUUGGGGUGGUAAUGCAUGCCUGUGGAGGGCUUGAGAAAAAUGCCUUAAAGAUCCAUGACAGAACUUCCAAAUGAAACUAAAACAAACUUCUCUUUGGAAAGCUGCAGUUCUGCCUUUUCAGAGUAUCAGGAGCUUGUUUAUGUGUCAGACAUGAUGUAUUAAUCAAUUAUCUUGCUUCCAGAUUUUCUGGAAUUUUUGUGUUAAUGUUAAAACUAGCUCUCAAUGGGCCUAUGGCCAAGAAUGAGAGUACAAUAACUUGUCUGAUAGUGAAUGAAGUACACUCAAUGCAUCCAGGACUAAACGGGGCAGCGUCUUUUACUUCUUUACCGUAA